Daldinia loculata is the source of this 1536-nucleotide messenger RNA. RefSeq names its product Tho complex subunit 7-domain-containing protein. Gene Ontology annotation, cellular component: THO complex part of transcription export complex. The transcript has a single exon. Lineage: Eukaryota; Fungi; Ascomycota; Sordariomycetes; Xylariales; Hypoxylaceae. The record is from RefSeq and is a predicted model, not a curated record. Gene Ontology annotation, biological process: mRNA processing. Bases 261 to 1319 code for a protein of 352 amino acids.
AUACCGUACAGUACUUAUUACCUUAGGCAAUUAUCACAUGCAUCUAUCGCAACCUUUCCAUUGAGAAGAAUACCAUCCACUUAUCGAUACAGACAGAAUAUCGAUAAGCCAGCUGCAGCCGCGUUUGACUUCCCAGCUUCCAAACCCCCAAGCUCCAUUAUCAAUCUUCAUUGUUACAAUUUCAACAUCGAAACAACUAUACCCCCCAGCUAUCACCUACCUACCUCCUUCGCACCCCUCAUCAGCAUCAAUACGAAACCAUGGCGACCUCUCAUUUCGGCCUCCUAGAGGAGCGAGAAGAAAAUGAGCUGCAUAAAAUCCGUCUCCUCAAUGUAGAAGAGAAGCCCUUCAAGCGCCUUACCAAACGCCUCAUCGCGCCCGGCGCCUUCACGAGUCCCGGGAAGCUGCCCACACCUCCCCCCGACGGCACCAACGAUGCCGAAGCAAACGCAUCACCGGCAAUUGAUAUCAGCGCGCUAAAAGAAGACAUCAUGCUAGACUUCGAAGCGUUCGACGCGCAGAUCCUACGACUACAACUUCUGGGAACGGCGAACGUGCAGGAGCGCGAACGAUACGCGGCGGAUAGGAUUCGCAUCCUGGAGACGAUGGAGUCGGUGCGGGAGGGCAACGCGCGGCUGAAGGCGCAACUCGAUGAGGCGCGCGCGACACUCGCCCAGCGCCGCAAGUUCGACGAGCUAGCCGACCGCAUCACGAAUAACCGUAUGUUGCGCCCGCGCGCGGAGCAGGCCACCAACCUGGCUAAAUUGGCCGAGGAGUGUGAGGACUUGCACCGCGAGAGCGAGACGUAUGGGGCUACAUGGCGAGACCGCCGCGAGCAGUUCGAGCGUCUGGUUGAAGAGGGUAAGAGGCUACGUGCUUUGAUCCGAGACGAGAAAGAAGAAGUGGAGCGCAGAGAAGGCAUGGAUUCGGAUGCGGAGGAUGGAGAGGCUGCCGCUACACCUGGUAAGGGCGGGCUUGUCAGCGGGAACAAUACGCCACAUCCUGAUAGCGGUGCUGUCUCUGGAGGUGGAAGAACCCCGAGACCUGACAGUCCUGGUGCCGGAGGCCCUGCCGGGUUGAAGCCGCGACUCGAUGUUAGCGGAACUUUUUCACGAGCAGGGAGCCAGGCCCCGAGUCAACGGGCAGGAAGCCAAAAUCCGAGAGAAGAGCCGGAAGAGGGUGAGGAUGUCGAGAUGGGCGAGUCGACGCAACAGAACCAACAAGCUGAUACCCCUAUGGCGGAAGAUGCAUCGCAGACACCCCAGAUUACGGUCGAGGCGCCUGGUGCUGGUAAUGGCGAUAGCAUGGAUAUAACAUGAACGACAUUACGGACCGGAGAGGAGGGAAUAUGCACUUAUGGGUGGGACCAGUAGUCUUGUAGUUCAUCUUGGAGUUAUCAUCUAUGAUAGUCCAUUACGCACAUCCGUGUUACAGGAGUGGAGGAAGUAUACCCAGCGAGCAAAAUGGCACAAGACUAGACUAAUAGAGAGGGGAGGGGGAUGAUCGAUUAUCGAUUUUAUGCUACUCGGGUAGAUC